This is a messenger RNA of Astyanax mexicanus (Mexican tetra), 1314 nucleotides long. It is a transcript of the gene nsun3, whose product is annotated as NOP2/Sun RNA methyltransferase 3. Gene Ontology annotation, molecular function: methyltransferase activity. Bases 69 to 1196 code for a protein of 375 amino acids. NCBI's taxonomy places the organism in Eukaryota, Metazoa, Chordata, Actinopteri, Characiformes, Acestrorhamphidae. The transcript is spliced from 6 exons. The record is from RefSeq and is a predicted model, not a curated record. Gene Ontology annotation, biological process: rRNA methylation. Gene Ontology annotation, cellular component: mitochondrial large ribosomal subunit.
AGUAGGAGCGCGUGUUUCUAGGGGGAGCAUUGGGAGGCGGUUUAGUGUGGGAUUGUGCUGCUGGGUAAAUGGUGUUAUUAAGGUGUUUAUAUGGGGUUUAUAAGAGCUGCAGGAGGAGGAAUAUCGGGUGUAUAAGAGCUGGUUUCUGCAGCGGCUCGGUCUUCAGGAGGAGCUCAGAGCCUCAGCCUCAGCUUCCCACCAGAGAGUCUAACAGCAGACCCCGGAGGACGGUGUGUCAGCUAGUUCUGGAUCAUUUCGACUUCCAGUACAGAGAAGAGUUGGGAGAACAGUGGGAAUCUUCAAGGAAUGUCCUGCUGAAUCCACAGUGCUGGCAGCAUGGCGUCCUGCUGAACCGCUAUAGUGAUCUCACCGGACUCCACACUCACCUCAAAUCUCUCGGCCACUGCAGCCUCCUACCUCAGCCUCGUGCUUCCAGCGUCCAUGGCCUCCUGCAGUGCUUUAUUCCUGAGCAGGCUGUGCGCCUGCCCACCCAGCGGCACCGCCCCGGCUGGCUGAAGCAGUACUACCUGCUGAACGCUGCGUCUCUGCUGCCUGUGCUGGCCCUGGGGCUGAGGGACGGGGAGAAGGUCCUGGACCUGUGCUCGGCUCCUGGAGGAAAAGCCCUGGCUUUACUGCAGACGGCCAGCCCUGGGCUUCUGCACUGUAAUGAAGUGGAAGAGAGCCGGUUUGAGUGGCUGCUGAAGACGCUGGAGUCCUACAUCCCUCUCUCAGUGAGGGACACGGUCACUGUGACGAAUGUGGACGGCAGAACUAUUGGCAGCAGCCAGCCUGACAAGUACGAUAAGGUGUUAGUUGAUGCCCCCUGCUCUAAUGACCGAAGUUGGCUGUAUACCCCUGGAGAUCAACAGGGGGCGCUGUGGUUAAAAGAACGAGCUCAGCUACCCCACUUACAGAAAGAGCUGCUCUGCUCGGCCUUGUCUACAGUUCGUCCCGGAGGUCUGGUGGUGUACUCUACCUGUACUUUUUCACGUGCGGAGAACCAGUCUGUGGUGGAGGAGGUUCUUACCUCCUGCUCAGGGGUGGAGCUUGUGGACCUGGAGGAGGAGCUGAUUGGCUCUCUCUCUAAACAUUUUACAUUUGCCCGCCUCCAGCCUCCGCUGGGUUAUCUGAUUGUUCCGGAACAGGGAAGAACGUGGGGGCCGAUGUUUGUCUGUCGACUGAGGAGAAUCUACUGACUGUAGAGAUUUUUACUUUUCUGUUAAUUUGUUACAUAUAGUAUUUAUGGUGAAUUUAUCCUGUAUAUAAUGUUAUUGCAUUCAUUUCACAAAUAAAUAUAUAUUAUUUUGGACUAUA